Molecule: messenger RNA, 1016 nt
Organism: Zophobas morio
Lineage: Eukaryota; Metazoa; Arthropoda; Insecta; Coleoptera; Tenebrionidae
Product: DNA repair protein XRCC4-like
Exons: 11
Coding region: 73-876 (267 amino acids)
Biological process (GO): response to X-ray; double-strand break repair via nonhomologous end joining; DNA recombination
Cellular component (GO): DNA ligase IV complex; nucleus; DNA-dependent protein kinase-DNA ligase 4 complex
Molecular function (GO): DNA binding
Source: RefSeq, a predicted model, not a curated record
AAGAAUUAUACAAGAGAAUUCUUAACUUUUACUAAUAAAUUUCUUAGAGUUCUUAAUUUAAGUUUUUUAGUAAUGGAGGAAAAUUAUUUUUGGGCCCCAAGUUUACUACCUAUAAAAAGCAAAAAUACUGAUAAGCUUUUUUUUCUAUUUCACGUGUGGGAUUAUAACGGGGAAAAGAUGUUGAUGUACUUGACCGAUUGUGAGAACACUUGGAGUCAAGUAGUGGGGUUCGACCAUUUUAAAAAAAGUAUGAACAGUUACAAUUUGGAAAAUGAGUUUUCUCUGGAUCGUUACCUUGAUUGCAUAAAAAGCGCCUUACAUAGUUCAACUAUUAAUCAAAUGAAGAAAAAUCCAUACUGGUGUGAACUUGUGAAUGUUAACGCAACAUCUAUAGUUAUUCACUGUAAAAUGCAGCUAACGGAUAAAAUGGCGCUCAAAUUUUGCGCUCUUCUUUUUGAACAAAAGCUUGAAUCUUCUCAAUCUUUUUUUUUAAAGUUUUUUUUGGAUUGCUUUGAGUAUACCAAAGAUUUAAGGCAAGACGUCAUUACGCUACAGAAAGAGAACAAGACACUUUCACUUCAAAGGGACUUUGCAUUAAGUGAACUUAAGAAGGCAGCCGAACUGAAGAAGAUAUUGGAGGAGUCCCUAUACGCAAAGUUUAUUAUGCUUUUGAACGAAAAGAAAGCAAAAAUUGUUCAACUUAAAGAACAAAUUGAAGAUAUGAAAAAAGUUCUGCGGGAUGAGAAGCAUAGAGAAUACAAACCAUCUGGUGAAGAACUUUCUUCACGAAAUGCUGGAGAGGUGUCCCCACAAAAGGGGCAGGAGAAGGCUGCAGAAAGUAUUGGAUCUGGCCACCCUCUCUUUUACUUUGCAUAGUCGGGACAACAUUGAAGAGGAGAUGCCUUCGACAUAAUAAAUAAUCGGUAUGAGAAGCUUAAUUAGUUUGAUUUGUGCUAAAAAAGGUUAGAUUUUGAUAUUUGGUAAAACUAACAAGUAAAGUUAAAAGCUAGUCUUAA